Molecule: messenger RNA, 2608 nt
Organism: Drosophila innubila
Lineage: Eukaryota; Metazoa; Arthropoda; Insecta; Diptera; Drosophilidae
Gene: betaTub60D
Product: tubulin beta-3 chain
Exons: 4
Coding region: 310-1674 (454 amino acids)
Biological process (GO): microtubule cytoskeleton organization; mitotic cell cycle
Cellular component (GO): cytoplasm; microtubule
Molecular function (GO): GTPase activity; structural constituent of cytoskeleton; GTP binding
Source: RefSeq, a predicted model, not a curated record
GUCAACGUUGUCGCUGCGAUCAGUUGAGUUUUGUGCGUUGUGCGGUUAAGUUGCGCGUUCAGCUCCGGUCCCCCCUUUUUGAAGACUCACUGUGUGAUAUUAAUCAGUGCACCACACAGAACAGAACAGAACAGAACAGUACAGAUCAAGAGCCACAGACUCAGGUCCACGUUCAGAUACAGAUUCAGAUUCAGGUUCAGUUUAAUUGAGCAAGAGUCCCGACAAACGCCUGCAUCGACGACUUUCGAGUCCCACGCAAUAAGCAGCAUUGAAAUUGUUAAAUUGUUACAUCAAAACCCAUAAAUCAAAAUGAGAGAAAUUGUGCAUCUGCAGGCUGGCCAAUGUGGCAACCAGAUUGGCGCUAAGUUCUGGGAGGUCAUAUCCGAGGAGCAUGGCAUUGACAGCAAUGGCAUCUACACGGGCGACAGUGAUUUGCAGCUGGAGCGUGUCAGUGUCUACUACAAUGAAGCAUCGGCUGUGACGCGUUCGUCGGGUGGCAAGUAUGUGCCACGUGCCAUUCUCCUGGAUUUGGAGCCAGGCACCAUGGACUCGGUGCGUUCCGGUCCCUACGGCCAGUUGUUCCGUCCGGAUAACUUUGUGUUUGGCCAGUCGGGAGCUGGCAACAACUGGGCGAAGGGUCACUACACCGAAGGCGCCGAGUUGGUGGACAAUGUGCUCGAUGUGGUGCGCAAGGAGUGCGAGAAUUGCGAUUGCCUUCAGGGCUUCCAAUUGACGCACUCGCUUGGCGGCGGCACUGGAUCUGGCAUGGGCACUUUGCUCAUUUCGAAGAUACGCGAGGAGUAUCCGGAUCGCAUCAUGAACACCUAUUCGGUGGUGCCAUCACCCAAGGUGUCCGACACGGUCGUCGAGCCGUACAAUGCCACCCUGUCCAUCCAUCAGCUGGUGGAGAACACUGACGAGACGUACUGUAUUGACAAUGAGGCGCUCUACGACAUCUGCUUCCGCACAUUGAAGGUGAACAGUCCGAGCUAUGGCGAUCUCAAUCACCUCGUCUCUCUGACCAUGUCCGGUGUGACCACCUGCCUGCGUUUCCCCGGCCAGCUGAAUGCCGAUCUGCGCAAGCUGGCUGUGAAUAUGGUUCCAUUCCCGCGUCUGCAUUUCUUUAUGCCCGGCUUUGCGCCCCUCACCUCCCGCGGCUCGCAGCAGUACCGUACUCUCAGCGUGCCGGAGCUGACCCAACAGAUGUUCGAUGCCAAGAACAUGAUGGCAGCCUGUGAUCCUCGCCAUGGUCGCUAUCUGACUGUGGCCGCCGUCUUCCGCGGUCGCAUGUCCAUGAAGGAGGUGGACGAACAGAUGCUGGCGGUGCAGAACAAGAACAGCUCGUACUUUGUCGAGUGGAUACCGAACAACGUGAAGACGGCCGUCUGUGACAUCCCACCCAAGGGACUGAAGAUGUCAUCGACAUUCAUUGGCAACACCACAGCCAUCCAGGAGCUGUUCAAGCGCAUCUCCGAGCAGUUCUCGGCCAUGUUCCGUCGCAAGGCUUUCCUGCAUUGGUACACCGGCGAGGGCAUGGACGAGAUGGAGUUCACCGAGGCGGAGAGCAACAUGAACGAUCUGGUGUCGGAGUAUCAGCAGUAUCAGGAGGCCACUGCCGAUGAUGAGUUCGAUCCCGAUGUUAACCAGGAGGAGGUUGAGGGCGAUUGUAUUUAAUGGUGUGGCCAGAGGAAUGAGGUGCGUGCGUGAGCGUCUCCUAUUUGGUGGACAGCAUGUGUUUCUUCGUGGCAUGCGGCAGCAGCUACGCGCCAAACACUGCAUCAUAAUCUAAGGAGGACGCAACAACACAACACACACACACAGUUACACACACACACACACUCACACACACUCGGACACGAACACAAUACACAGCAGUACAGGAAAUGUCAAGCGUAGUUUGACAACAAUCGAAACAUCAUCAGCCGGAAAUGCUCCAAAACUCUCAUUUCACUUCACAAUCAUUACACCCCACUCCCCACUCAUUAUUCAUUAUCCACUGUUCACUCUCUAACUUUCAUCUCAUCUAUAACUUCAUUCUACGCUACACUUUACACGGAGGCACGUCUAUCGCAUUUCUCGCAGCCAUUUUCAUUCACUUUUUGAAUUCCCCUUCAUCACAUCUGCUUGCCCCGUUCUCAUCACUUCACUUCUUCUCACUAAUUUAAGUAUCAAUUUUAUAACAUUUUUAAUAUAUACAUACACAAAUAAUUAUUUAUAUACAAGAUCAAUGAGAAAAAGAUCAACCUUUAGUAUCACAUUAUAUAUUUCAAAUACACGAGUAUAUAAUAUAAAACAUCAUAACAAUUGAAAGAGCAAAAAUUCAAAACAAUUGCACGAUUCUCAAAGAUAUUCAUUUUCAACAUACUAUAUGUUUUUUCAAAUUGCACCGAAGACUGACGGACAGGCAUAAGUUUGGACUCAAAUGGCAAUAUUACGAGUAAUUGUAACACAUGUGAACACCCAAAGAUCGAUCCUACUGAAACAAUUUGAAUAUAUAACAUUGUAUUAUUCUUAAGCACGAACUUGUUUCUUAGAUUCCUGUGCAUAAUUUUCUUGUAGUCUUUAAUUAUUACCCAAGUAAUUAACUAAUUAUAAACUUGAAUAAUAA